This is a messenger RNA of Culex quinquefasciatus (southern house mosquito), 550 nucleotides long. RefSeq lists its product as uncharacterized. The record is from RefSeq and is a predicted model, not a curated record. Lineage: Eukaryota; Metazoa; Arthropoda; Insecta; Diptera; Culicidae. The transcript has 3 exons. Bases 1 to 516 code for a protein of 171 amino acids.
AUGACCAGCUCUGCAUCCACCGCCACGCUCGUCAAAGACGGCCCGAUCUACCGGGGACCAGCUACCGCUUCGAUCCGGCCGCAACGCCCACGCCGCCGAAGGCCAGCGCUCGCCAAACCGCGCUCGGCAGCGGAACUGUACGGCCACGCCGUAACAGGACAGCAGCAACCGUUAACCCUUGGGAGAGAAGUCCGGCCUCGAAGGCGGACACGCGAACCGGCAACCAACAACCAGCUAACCAGCGUUCCAGCCGAGCAGCAGCAGCAGAUCUUCAAAAGUAGGUCGUCGAGGUUCCCUCGCAGGUGCGACCAACCACGUGCUCGAGUCCCGUCCGGUGCUAACCGGAGAGCAGCAACAGCAGCAGCAGCAAGUGAUGACGUCGUAGACGCCGUCCGCAGCGAAACACCGACCACCAAACCACCGAGUUUCUUCGAAACCGUCGAUCAGCAGCAGCAGAACAGGUAUCGAGACGACCACGUGAUCGUCGACCGCGAACGCCAAGCAAACCGUGAGUAAAGCAUGCUUUAAGUGAUAAGUCCAUGGCACACUU